Molecule: messenger RNA, 1542 nt
Organism: Cottoperca gobio
Lineage: Eukaryota; Metazoa; Chordata; Actinopteri; Perciformes; Bovichtidae
Exons: 3
Coding region: 291-905 (204 amino acids)
Source: RefSeq, a predicted model, not a curated record
CCGGCUGCCCCGGCAGCUCUUCCCGGUCCUCUGUCCUCCAGUAGCCGGUGGAGAAGAGUGCGCAGCGGCCUUUGAAAGCGGAGCCGUUGAGAGCCAUGGGGACGACCACCAGCAAGCCCGCCGCCACCGACAGGGCGUGAGCCGCACAGUGGGCCAGCAACAGCCGCCGGUCCAGCUCCAUGAACUAUAAACAUGACUUGGUCUCCUCAGUCGUACCAAGCUUAGAAAAAUGUGCCAGGUGUUUGGACCCUUUUCCCCCUUGAAGUGGAUUGGUGCGAGAUGUAAAGAAGAUGACACGGGCCUUCCUCGCCAUCUUCGAGGGUACGGCAGCGACGUGUGGCAGCCGAAGGAGGAGUGGGCGCUGCUUCCCCUGCUGUCGGGGGAAGCCCAUCGAGCCGCACACAUCUUGCCAGCGUCAUCCAGACAUUGCUAUGAGCAGCUCCGGAGGGCGGUUCUGGCCAGGCUGGGCAGCACACCCGAGGGACACCGCCGCCGGCUCCAGAGCCUGCCCUUUGAGGACGCUGGCCGCCCGUUCGCUUCAGCCGGGUACCAACUCCGCAGAGGACGUCAUUGGGCAGGUUGCACUGGAGCAGUUCAUCGCCGGACUGCUAACCUCCUCCGCGAACUGGGUCCAGUGCCACCGACCUGCCACCCUCGUAGUUCUCCCUUCCACGGCGGAGCCUGGGGGGCAAAGCCUGGGGGGCAAAGCCUGGGGGGCGAAGUCUGGGCCACUGCUCCGCCACAGGUCUGGCCCCUGCCCUAUGCCACACUCCGUGGGUCCGGCCUUCACCUCCGGUGCAGCUGGAGCGCAGCACCAUGAACGCAACCAGCUGCAGCUAACAUACCAAGACAACAGCAAGGUCCAUCUGCAGUCGACUCCCCUCCCACCCCUUUCCACAAAAUAAGAACAUGUAGGACAAUACAGGGUCCCUGCUAGGGUGGAGGCGUCCCACCACCGUACUGAAGGUUUAGAAGAAUCAUUACCUAGAUACAGCAGUGCUCAGACCAGGGCAAACAAGCAGAACUUGGAACGCAACAGGCUGCAGCCAACGUACAAAGAGAACACUGAAGUUGAUCUGCGGCCAACCCGCUUCCCACCCAUUACAACAAAGGAAGAAUCUGCAGGACAAUGCUUGGUCUCUGCUGGGGUGGAGAAGUCCCACUACCAUCCUGCCGGUAUCAAAGAAGCAUUGCCCAGAUACGGCACCACAUACGUGGUACGUCCCACCAUAUUCUUCUUGUGGCUAUCCCAAAUGUGUGAAUCUUUCUCCUCACCCCUCUACUCACUGUUUUAUUUUGUCUAUCUAACACCUGCAACUGUGGGAACUUUCCACACCCCAACCCCCUUUUCUAUUCCCUGUCUUUCAAAUGUAUUUUUGUGUCUACCUAAUAUCUGCCAAUGUCUGACUUUUGGGUCAACUGUGACAAUAUUCCACCCCUCCUUCUCCUGACUGUCUGUAAAAUACAUGAACACAGUUUUAUCGGGGUUCUUCCUCACGCAGACUGCUUGCGUAUGAUUGUAUUGAACCUUCUUUGCAAAGA